Marmota flaviventris (yellow-bellied marmot) is the source of this 2576-nucleotide messenger RNA. The record is from RefSeq and is a predicted model, not a curated record. Lineage: Eukaryota; Metazoa; Chordata; Mammalia; Rodentia; Sciuridae.
GCGGCCACCCACGUGGGCCUGGGGAAUGCGGCUGCGAUGCUGGGGCGCGGCAGCUGGGCCAGGGGUGUCCGACAGCAGGCUGGCGCCCGGUUCCCCAGGCCAAAGGUCUGAAGAGGGCAAUCCCAGGGCCAGCAGAGCUGAGGUUGGCCAGCACACCCACUGCCAUUUAUUGAGCACUCAGCGUCUACCUCUGUAUCCCCAAAUCCUCAGAACAGCCAGUGUGUGGGUGCUCUUACCACCCCCGUUUUCCAGAUGGGGAAACUGAGGCUCAGGGUCACAAAGCCUUAAGUGGCCAAGCCAGGAUGGGAAGUGAAUCAUCAGGGUGGGUCCAGAUGCCCGAGAGAGGCAACUGGGUGGCCUGGCCACCGUACCCAGAACUCCAGCUGGGUUGCAGAUCUUCCCCAGACGGGGUGGGUCUUGGGACCCUCAUACCUGCCACUGGCUGGGAGGGCUGGGCCACGACACCCUCACUCCUGGACUCCGUUUCCCCUUUUGUAAGACGGGUGUUGAGGUGCUGGGCUCUCGGAGCCGGUCCCUGAGAGGCACUCGGUGUGUCUGGAAGCCACAGACAGUUCUGGGAUGGGGGCUGCAACCUCUGGAGCCCCUGUUUCGGGAGGGGGGCAAUGGCCUUCUGCCUCCCACCCUCCCACCCCACCCGCAGCAGCCUCACCCCAGCCUGGUGGAGGGGAGAGCAAGCCCCCUCCCCGAAGGCCUUGUCCCCUGGGGAGCCGGUGAGCUCAUGCCGGGAGAAUGUUCCUAAGUUGGAGGGGUGUCUGCUGGCUCCAGCAGGGCCAGGAGGCCACCUGCAGCCUGGUGCUGAGGACUGACGUGAGCCAGGCUGAGUGCUGUGCUUCUGGCAGCAUCGACACUGCUUGGUCCAACUUCACCCACCCAGGGAACAAGAUCAGCCUCCUGGGAUUCCUAGGCCUCGUCCACUGUCUGCCCUGCAGAGAUUCCUGUGACGGCGUGGAGUGUGGCCCCGGCAAGGCGUGCCGCAUGCUGGGGGGCCGCCCGCGCUGCGAGUGCGCACCAGACUGCGCUGGUCUCCCGGAGCGCCUGCAAGUUUGCGGCUCGGACGGCGCCACCUACCGCGACGAGUGCGAGCUGCGCGCCGCGCGCUGCCGAGGCCACCCGGACCUGCGCGUCAUGUAUCCCGGCCGCUGCCAAAAGUCCUGCGUGCACGUGGUGUGCCCACGGCCCCAGUCGUGCGUGGUGGACCAGACCGGCAGUGCGCACUGCGUGAUGUGUCGAUCCGCGCCCUGCCCGGCGCCUACCAUUCCCGGCCAAGAGCUUUGCGGCAACAACAACGUCACCUAUAUCUCCUCGUGCCACCUGCGCCAGGCCACGUGUUUCCUGGGUCGCUCCAUCGGCGUUCGCCACCCUGGAAGCUGCGCAGGCGCUCGCGAGGAGCAGUCGGAGGUCGAGUCGGAGGAGGAGAACUUCGUGUGAGCUGCAGCAGCACCGCCUGGCGUUCGAGGCCGUCCCUCUUAUUUAUUGUCACAGCAGCAGAAUCUAAUUUAUGUCCCGCGGACUACUGAACCUGAGUGGGGAUUUCUUGGGGAUCCCAGAGCGCACUGAAGAUGUCUUGGAAGGGCGGAGGGAAGGAGACCUCCCAAAGGGCCAGUGGAUGUGGCUGCCCUGGAGACGCAGCAUCAGGUUAGGGGACCUCCUGGGGAAGCCCAGCCCCUAUCCUAGGUACCUGCCCAGAGGAUCCCGUUUCUGCUUCUUUGGAGAUGCCUGUCGGUUACACCGCCAGCGCGCUGCACUGGCGGCCCCUGCUAAUGGUUUGUGAGAAGCUCCACGGCCCUCCCCUCCCCAGGACAGAGGUGAGGAGGCUGGCCUCAAAGCCCGGCGCUGGGGCCCAGGGCAGGUGCCCAUACCAGAUAAGCAAAAGGCCAAAAAGUGGCAUGGUGGCCUCCCAGCCCAAGAACCACAGGUUCCUGCCUCCCCACUACCUCUGCCUCCCAGUAAGAAAUGCCCUGCAUGUUGCCUGAGCAGGGUCCCAUCCAUGCCUCCUGUCUCGGGCACAUCUGCCCACCACCUCCCAGAGGUUCAACUGGUGAGAUUCCAUGGCCUCAGAUGUGGGGCCACCAGCACUCACCCAGAACUGUGUCCUGUGUCCUGCAAUGUGCUGUCCACUUAGGGAUGACCAGAUGGGGACCACGAGCCCCAGCUUACCCCAAGAGUGGGGACCAAGACUGACCUGGGCAGCGCUGGGUUCCUGCUGCCCAGUGGCAGGCCUUGGCCAGGGCUUUAGACCCAGUUCCCCAAUAGCCUCUAGCCACCUGUCAGCUGGGCUGGGGGUGGCCGCACCAGCUAGUUCUGGAGCCAGUCCCUGAGGCUGCUACCCUCCACUCAGACUGUGUUGGAGACCAGAGGCAAACCAGUGGGCAGAGAGCCCAGCUCCCUGGUCCAGGGCCAGGUGGACAGUGAGGCCCUGCCCAUCUUUCUCCAGCCCAGAGAGCUGUGCUGCAAAUUCCAGUGAGCACCCCGAGCCAGGGGUCCACUGAGCCCACAGGGCGGCCUUCCCCACCCUGGGUUCUGCCUCACCAAAGAAAUAAAGACUGGAAAGGCUA